UUUGUAAAAGAACUGGGUACUUGUAAAUCUUGUACGACGCUUGCAUUCCAUAUUCAUGUUUUACCUCCUAAACUUUUCACAAAAAAUUUGCAGAGGUGAACAACAAGUGGAGAUCACCAAAAGCUCCAAGCCUUCUACAUUGCAGCUCAGAAAAGCAAAUAGCAAAAACCUUAAGAAGGAAACAGAAUUGUUGAGAGAGAAUCCAUUGCACAAUUUUCCUCGUCGGCCUUGUGACAUUGUUGGCGAUGUCAGUUAUGAAGAGUUGCGAGUAGUGGCAUAUGAAGAUGCUAAGAAAGGGUUGCCUUUGCAAGCAAUUGUAAGUUGA
Molecule: messenger RNA, 325 nt
Organism: Asparagus officinalis (garden asparagus)
Lineage: Eukaryota; Viridiplantae; Streptophyta; Magnoliopsida; Asparagales; Asparagaceae
Product: zinc finger CCCH domain-containing protein 46-like
Exons: 3
Coding region: 56-325 (89 amino acids)
Source: RefSeq, a predicted model, not a curated record